ACAAAAUAAAGCAGGUGAUCAACCAUAGCGUGCCUGAGGAGGCGAUGCGGAACAUGGAGGCGGUGUGCCGUGAGUUCUUUGCGCUGCCCGCAGCGGACAAGGCCGCCUUCUACUCGGGGGACAAUAACAGGCCCAACCGGUACUUCUCCGGCAGCACCUAUGAGACCGGCGGCAACAAGUACUGGAUGGACUGUCUCCGCCUCGGUUGCAGCAUCCCCGUCGGCGACAGCAAGAACAACUGGCCCCAUAAGCCUCCAAACCUCAGAGAGGUUAUCGAGAAGUAUACCAUGCUGAGUAGAGACGUGGGGAUGGAGCUGCUACGGCUACUGUGCGAGGCCAUGGGGCUCCGGCCUGACUAUUUUGAGGGGGACCUCGGCGGCGCCGAUGUGAUCGUCACCCUCAACCACUACCCAGCAUGUCCAGACCCGACCACAAUGAUUGGUCUACCGCCACACUGCGAUAGGAACCUCCUCAGUCUCCUCCUCCCCAGCGCAGUUCCUGGCCUUCAAAUCUCCCACAAUGGCAAAUGGAUGAACGUCGAGCCCCUGCCCAACGCCUUCAUCGUCAACUUUGGCCUUCCGCUCGAGGUUGUGACCAACGGCAUGCUUAAGAGCAUCGAGCACCGGGUGGUGACCAACGCGACACUGCCACGCAUGUCGUUAGGGACAUUCAUCACUCCUACCAAAGACUGCCUCAUCGCUCCCGCGGAGGAGUUCCUUAGCGACGAAAACCCACCGCGGUACCGUGGUGUCACAUACCGCGAGUUCAAUCACAUCCACAGCAUCGCCAAGUUUGGGUUAUCCAGCGUGCGCCACACGACAAACCUGAAGAAUACGUACUCAAGAAACAGUGGACACAAAGAUAUGAAGGCAUCAGCUUUCAACUUAUGUAUCACGAUACAGUUUCCCACUUUCAUUGCACGUCUUCGAAAAUUACUAAGGCAUAUUUUGUGUGAUGAUACAACGCAAUAAUGGUUCUCCCGAUGCGUGGCAGUGUCGCGUUAUACACAUUAAGUAUAUGUUAAGAUAUAGCUCCUCCUAUGAAUUGUAUUUAAACUCUUGUACCUAA
Molecule: messenger RNA, 1068 nt
Organism: Triticum urartu
Lineage: Eukaryota; Viridiplantae; Streptophyta; Magnoliopsida; Poales; Poaceae
Source: RefSeq, a predicted model, not a curated record